This is a messenger RNA of Linum tenue, 1184 nucleotides long. NCBI's taxonomy places the organism in Eukaryota, Viridiplantae, Streptophyta, Magnoliopsida, Malpighiales, Linaceae. The record is from the annotation of a GenBank genome assembly.
UCUCUUCCUCCAUGUUUAUAUAAGCCAACGCCACUCCACAAACCAAGCUGUAAAGCAGAGGAGGAGAAUAAGAAGAAGAAGAAUAUUCUCUCUUCCUUUUUCGUCACCUUCUGCCUCGAAAACCCAUUUUUUGUAAUAUUAAAAAUGGCGAAAAUUGCUUUGGGAUGUUGCUCGGAGGUGACCAAGCCGGACUGCAUCAAGGCCCUCGUCGUCGAGUUCAUCGUCACCUUCCUCUUCGUUUUCGCCGGCGUCGGCUCCGCGAUGGCCGCCGGACUGGUCGCAGAUAAGCUAGAGGGAGGGGCGCUGGCGGCGCUGCUGUUCGUGGCGGUGGCGCACACAUUCGUGGUGGCUGUGAUGAUCUCCGCAGGCCACAUCUCCGGCGGUCAUCUCAACCCUGCCGUCACCAUAGGCCUUCUGUUCGGCGGUCACAUCACCGUCGUCCGGUCGGCUUUCUACUGGGUUAUCCAGCUGCUCGCGUCGUCGGCAGCCUGUUUGCUUCUCAAGUAUCUCACCGGAGGAUUGGUGACGCCGGUGCACACACUGGCAAGUGGAGUUGGGUACGGGCAAGGCAUAGUGUGGGAGAUAGUUCUGACCUUCUCCCUACUCUUCACAGUCUACGCCACAAUGGUUGACCCCAAGAAGGGCUCACUCGACGGCUUCGGCCCACUGCUCACUGGGCUCGUAGUUGGAGCCAACAUCUUGGUUGGUGGCCCGUUCUCUGGGGCUUCAAUGAACCCAGCAAGAUCUUUUGGGCCUGCUCUCGUGGCUGGGGUAUGGACCGACCACUGGGUUUACUGGGUUGGGCCUCUCAUCGGCGGUGGGCUUGCUGGCUUUGUCUACGAGAACUUCUUCAUCGUCAGAUCUCACAUCCCCAUUUCCAGUGAAGAUCCUAUUUAUUAACUGCGGGGAGAGCAGUACAAUAUUUGAGCGAGGCAGCAGUAAAAAAAAGGCGUCAAGUUCCUGUAGACUAUGAUUGUGUGAUUUGUAGUACGACGUCGUGCAAUCGUGUUGGUUGUGGUGGUAAUUAUGUACCUUUGGUUUCGUGUAAUAAUUACCGUGUCAGUAUGUACUCUAGCUCUACCAUUUCAUCACAAGACAAGAGUUUACAUGAAUUCUGGUUCAGUAAGUUUUGGUUAUAGGUUUCACAGUUUCAGAGAAAAGGGAUACACAACUUAUAAGAAGCA